AUGCGACUGAUGGUCAAACUCCCUUUUAAAGGGAAAAACUUUAAGAAUAAGGAUAGGGAUAGUGAAAGCAAGCCCUCUUCAAGCUCAAAAGAACGGGUAAAAAGGUACAGGGAGAAACUAAAAUCAGAUCCCAAACUUAAGAAAAAGUUUGAAAAGUUGAAACAAAAAGUGAAGGCCGAGAAUGAAUUAUAUAGACAGAAGGUUAAAGAGCUGAGAAAAAACAAUUCUAAAUAUGAUAAAGAAAUAAAAGCCAAAGCCAGAUUAAGGCAGAAAAAGCACAGAAAGGCUGCUGCUCUUAAAACAGAAGCUGCUGAAAAUGCAAGUAUGUCAUCAGUUGAGUUACUAAGGUCAAAAUCAGCUGUGAAAGGGCAGACAACCACAAAACAAACAGAACGUGCAAGAAAAACUUUAUCAAAAGAAUCUCAUGCAUGGGCUAGCACAAAAAUUACAAAAGCAUAUGUCUAA
Molecule: messenger RNA, 465 nt
Organism: Mya arenaria
Lineage: Eukaryota; Metazoa; Mollusca; Bivalvia; Myida; Myidae
Exons: 1
Coding region: 1-465 (154 amino acids)
Source: RefSeq, a predicted model, not a curated record